GUCUUCUUCUAUGGUACACUCAAAACUCCUUCUUUCUCUGUCUUCUUUUCUCUUCUCCACUUUAUAUAUUUCUCUUCUUUUCUCUCUAUGAAAAAAAAAGAAGUGAUUAUUUUUAAGUCUAUAAGCUGAUUAUUCGGUUCUGCUUCACAGGAAUGGUAGAUUUGAGCUAAACAACUUCCACAUUGGUAAGAUCUUGGUAUCACAAUGGGUAAAUCACCAGGAAAAUGGAUCAAAACUGUACUGUUUGGGAAGAAGGCAUCCAAAUCAAAUAUACCAAGAGGAAGAGAGAAGCUUGUUAAUCAAAAGGAAGGAGUUGUUGCUUCCAAGGUUUCGGAAACUGGUUUAGCUUUAGAGCCAACCUCCAACACUAUUGCCGUACAUGAGGAAGACCUGGAGCUGGAGAAUAAAGAAGCAGAAAAUGUUUUACCUGGAAACCAAGAAAUUGACACAGUGGGACCUGUUGAUCAAGAUGCACCACUUGAUCCAGAGAAAAUGAAGCUGGAGGAAGCAGCUACAAAAGCACAGGCUGCUUUCAGGGGUUAUCUGGCCCGGAGAGCAUUUAGAGCCUUAAAAGGCAUAAUAAGGUUACAAGCACUUAUUCGUGGGCACUUGGUUAGAAGACAAGCUGUUGCUACAUUGUGCUGUAUGUAUGGAAUUGUCAAAUUACAAGCACUAGUUCGUGGACAAAUAAUUAGAAAGUCUGAUGUUGGAUUUGAAAUUCAUGAGAAGUGCAAUCUAUUGAAGCUUCAGGAUGCCAAACCUGUCAAGCCAAUUGCUAUAUCUGGUAAAAUUAUGAAGUUGUCAGCAAACACUUUCACCCGUAAGCUUAUUGCUUCAUCAACUACAAUUAUGGCCCUGCGUUUGCAAUAUGUUUGUGGUGAUCCAAAUUCAGUCCUUAGUUGGUCUGAGCGCUGGUCAGCAUGUCGGUUUUGGAAGCCAAUUCCCCAACCCAAGAAAAUCCGGGAUACUAAGUCCCAGAAAAAGCAGGGUAAUAUUUCAACUGGAGAUGCUCAGAUGACCAAGUCUAAACGUACCCACAGGAAGCUUCCUACUGCGAAUUUUGACGUAGCUCCAGCACAAGCAAACCCUGAAGUUGAAAAACCAAAACGAAACACAAGGAAAUUUCCUAGCCAACCCUCAGAUCCUUUGCUGGAAAAUCCACAGAUUGAGCUUGAGAAGGUUAAACGUAACUUGAGAAAGGUUCAUAACCCAGUUGUAGAAGCUGCAGUUCUGUCAGAAGUUGAAUCUGAGAUUCCUAAGCCUCAUUUGGAAAAGGAAAUAGUUGCCUCAAGUGCUGGUGUUUCACAACAAGGGGUCAUUAAUUCCAAUGAAAUGGUAAAAAAGGAAGCAACGUUAACCAGUGAGCCAGAGAUGGGAAUUACUCCUAGCCCUAGAGAUUUAGUUACUAAGGAGGUGUUUGACACUCCUAGCAGUUAUCAGGUGAAUGUGGAAUCAAAGCCUUUGACAGAUAUUACAAGUAAAGAUAAAAACAUUUCUGAUGAUGAAGUUAAAAAUGAACCCAAAGAUUUAGAAGAGACUGUUUGCAAAGAUGAAAAUUCUCACUUAACAAAUGGAGAUUUGAAUCACAAGGAAGAUCAAACAGGAAGUGAAAACCAGAAACCAACCCGAAAAGCCUCAAUUGGAGCUAAGCAGGAACGUGCAGAGAACGGUUUGAUUAAUAGUCCGACGGUACCAAGUUAUAUGGCAGCAACUGAAUCUGCCAAGGCAAAAUUGAGGGCUCAAGGAUCCCCAAAAGUCGUACAAGAUGGAAGUGAGAAAAACAACAGUGCUCGGCGACAGUCCCUGCCAUCUCCAACUAACAGCAAAAUCAGUUCGCAUUCACCUAGGACACAGAGACCAGUUCAUUCAGGUGGUAAAGGGGGCCAUAAAAGCGACAAAGCAGCAUCUUCUUCUAGAGAUGGAAAUGGAAAGGUAGUUCAAGCAGAAUGGAAGAGGUGAUUUGAGGAAGACUGAUUUUCCGGAGUUGACAUGAAGAAGUUGAAACUUGUGAUGUUUAUGUGUUAUCUUUGAUGGAAAUUGCUGAAUUGACCGAACUAUAGGUGUGUUUGAUCAAGUUUAUCUUCGCUGCAUUUUGGCGUUUGAGAGUGAUUUGUACAUUAUAGGUUUUUAGUUUUGCAUGAAGCAACUAUACCCAAAUUUAUGUCCUGUUUGUAUUCGAGCAUUAUAUCUGGGCUGUCCAUAUUGUUUGUUUUUUUCCCUGAAGUGUGUAUGAUCUUAACACGUACCUUCCUAGGUGUUACAAAGUACUUAUGUGUGUUGAAUUUCGACCUAAAUAUUUUAUGGUAACAUGAAUUUGUUCUUGCUAGA
Messenger RNA from Medicago truncatula (barrel medic), 2328 nucleotides. RefSeq names its product protein IQ-DOMAIN 31. Lineage: Eukaryota; Viridiplantae; Streptophyta; Magnoliopsida; Fabales; Fabaceae. Gene Ontology annotation, molecular function: protein binding. Bases 205 to 1959 code for a protein of 584 amino acids. The record is from RefSeq and is a predicted model, not a curated record. The transcript has 7 exons.